UGAUGUGUGAAAUGUAGUAUCUCUUUAUAGGAUGCAAUUUUGACACCCAAGGAACGCCUUACUCUCAAUUAGUUGACAUUAAAAAAAUGGUGGCAGUGGCUUGGUUUUCUUUCGAUCCCUCCUCCGCCCACGCCGACAUCAUCUUCUCUAACGACAACCUGACCGUCACCUGCAACAGCUACGACGACAGGGUGGUGCUGGGGAAAACGGGCUUCUCCAAAGGGCUCCAUUACUGGGAGCUGUCGAUCGAUCGGUACGACAACCACCCGGACCCGGCCUUCGGCGUGGCGCGCAUCGACGUCCUGAAGGAUGCCAUGCUGGGCAAGGACGACAAGGCCUGGGCCAUGUACGUGGACAAUAACCGGAGCUGGUUCAUGCACAACAAUUCCCACACCAACAGAACCGAGGGUGGGAUAACAAAAGGCGCCACGGUGGGAGUGCUGCUGGAUUUGACCAGGAGAACCCUGACAUUCUCCAUCAACGAGGACCAGCAAGGGCCUGUCGCCUUCGAGAACCUGGAGGGCCUCUUCUUCCCCGCGGUCAGCCUCAACAGGAACGUGCAGGUGACACUCCACACCGGCCUCCCCGUCCCCGAAUUCUACACUUCGCGCUCGGCCAUGCCGUGAGGAUGCUCCCGGAGCCGGCUGCCUCUUCUGGGGAGGAGGAGGAGAGGAGCCAGCCCCCUUCCCCCCUGCGAGACGAGGACGGCCACCGAGCCACCAGGUCCCUGCUGGGCCACCGGGUCCCUGCUGGGCCACCGGCCGGAGCCAAAACGGGGAGGAAGAACCCAGCUUCUGCCCCUCUCCGGUCUCCGUCCCCCCGCGCUGUCCUGUGUGUGUGCGCUUUGCUCUUUAGCUCUUUUUGGCUGAUGAAGUACCCCAGUAGCCCGAGAUGUUCCUCUGUGUCCGCUUUUAGGUUUGGUUUUGUUGAUUUUGAGGCGGGGGU
Calidris pugnax (ruff) is the source of this 945-nucleotide messenger RNA. RefSeq names its product E3 ubiquitin-protein ligase TRIM9-like. The transcript is spliced from 5 exons. The coding region runs from base 87 to 626 and encodes 179 amino acids. NCBI's taxonomy places the organism in Eukaryota, Metazoa, Chordata, Aves, Charadriiformes, Scolopacidae. Gene Ontology annotation, molecular function: protein binding. The record is from RefSeq and is a predicted model, not a curated record.